AUGAUCAACGUCGUAACCCGAGGAAGUGCCAGGCCCACUCAGAAACAAACGGAACUGCCUAAGGUAAGCCAAAAUAUGUCUGAAGCAGGCACAUCAGACCCAGGGGAGUUUAGUCGCCGUGAGUCGGGUGUAACCUCGCAACUGAAGAAGCAGUGUGCCUAGUACGUUCCUUAUGUCACAACACGAGUUUUUGUUCCUGUUCCAUAUACUCAUGUACGUUUUCAGAUAUUGAAACAAUAAUGAGCGCCGUUGUUUAUUUGCCACCCUCGAUGAGUGGGAGGAGAUGAGCCAGGACGAAAGGCUCUUAAUGCAACAAUGUCGCUCGCUGUACGAUUUUUUGUGCGUUGUUCUAGCACGGCCACGUUCAAUGAAGACGGUUAUUCUGAGCGUAAAACCGGACAGAGGAAAGAAAGGAAGACGGGUAUUUAGUGCGAAGGAGGGAUACCAAAUUUCACAAAAAGUGAAAAGUGGAGAAGACAUGGAUUCUGUUGAUUGCAAUGGUAAAUCCUACAUGUAACUUUUGUUUGUUGGAGGCCCCGUAUUGUGUGACUAAAGAGAAGAGAAACCGGAAUCAAUCAUUCUUCAAGCGAACUUAAAUGAACCCUUCACGUUCCAGUCAAAAGCAGAAGUCGUGUACCAUUUUGCCGUAAACUUCUACCCUGUAAGUCUUUUUUGUAUUCAUUGAGUAUAUUUCUGUUUAUUUUUAAAAAGUAAAAUGGCUUUUUUAGAAUCGAAAUGCAAGAGCAUUACUAAAAUUAUGCAGGAACAUGAAGUUCUCAAUUGUAUACCGAGUUGCGACUUCAGUGUCGUAAAUUUAGCAUUGAACAUUGAAUUGGUAUGACACAAGGAGGAAUACCAUCACCUACUACGACAGCAUGGGCUAUAUGGCUGGGGGAUUGGCAUAGCAACAGCAGGGAGCAUAGCAGCACUAUCGGUCGUAAUCAUCGAGACAGCGAAAACCCGAAAACUACUGCUUGAACACCAACAUUGCAUGGAGAACAUGUUCUUCCUGAACGCCGAACUUGUAAUGACAUACCAUGCAAUUUAUAAACUACAAGACCCAAGUGGAACCAUCAACCACAAUGUGCAAAACGAAUUGCAACAACGCUAUCCAACGGCACGUGUCGCGUACAGCGAAUGUAAGCUACUGCACAAAGGAAAACUGGAAGAGGACGGUAAGGAAGUAUACAAUAUAAAAAAUUGGGUACUUUUGCAUUCAUUGCCAAAGUGUGUUAAAAGGAUAAAGAAAGGUUUUAUAGAUCCGGGAAUACUAACGAUGGACGUAAAAAUCUGGUACGCGCCUAUGGGGGAGAAGAACUAUUUACACUCUACCGCAUAUACGACCAAGGAACAGCGAAAGGAAACCUGUGGAGAUAUAGGCUGUAUCCGUCGUCAGUCAGGCAUCAACCGAACCACACAAUGAUAGAAUGCAAACAAGGCCUUAAUUGCACCAUUUGUACUGAAGGCUGUGCCCCGAAGUGUUACUAUGGAGCCCCGAGUUACGCAGAGUGUCCGUAAUAGGACAAUCGAAUCGAACGAAGAGGGGAAGUCCCACGAAUACGCCGAAUCAGUGUUUCACGUAGUGCUGCCGCCACAUUGUCAACACGUCGAAGUCGACGGAGAAGUAUUUCCGCUGCCUACAAGACGUACCUUCUUUAUUGAUCUUGCGCGAAGACAUAAGCUUCAUGCAUGCGGCUGAAAAAUGACCAGUAAUGCCAUAACAGAGCAUUCUACCAUCCAUUAUAAACAUGUUACGGAACAAAAGGGGUAGAUUUUCCACCGGAUCCCCCACCCCCGGGGACUUUCGCAACGCUGAUAGGAGUAGUCGACCGUAUCUUGGAGCUGAUAAAAACGGACAUCGUAAGUUAAAUGAUUAAACCGAACAGAAGCAAACCCAUCAUUCAUAUGCUGGGACAGCGGUAACGAACAGACGCGAUCUUGGUUGUUUUUUAUUAUUAUUCUCAUAUUGAAGUUUAUAUUGUAGAAAUUGAACAAAACAUGUCCUUGUCCCGAGCCCUGUCGUCCCUUAGCCUCGACGAGGGAGCGCUCCAGCCACGCGACGAUGGCCGAGACCAAGCUCCAGAUUGAAAUGAGCAGGCGAUCAUCAACAAUGAGGCUUGGGUAG
Bursaphelenchus xylophilus (pine wood nematode) is the source of this 2125-nucleotide messenger RNA. Lineage: Eukaryota; Metazoa; Nematoda; Chromadorea; Rhabditida; Aphelenchoididae. The record is from the annotation of a GenBank genome assembly.